This is a messenger RNA of Manihot esculenta (cassava), 1204 nucleotides long. Its product is annotated as dolichyl-diphosphooligosaccharide--protein glycosyltransferase subunit STT3A. The coding region runs from base 1 to 816 and encodes 271 amino acids. Gene Ontology annotation, molecular function: oligosaccharyl transferase activity. Gene Ontology annotation, cellular component: membrane. Lineage: Eukaryota; Viridiplantae; Streptophyta; Magnoliopsida; Malpighiales; Euphorbiaceae. The record is from RefSeq and is a predicted model, not a curated record. The transcript has 10 exons.
AUGGCGGAUCCAGAGAACGCCGAAGAGGCAAAGACCUUGCGAUACGCUUUUGGCAAUCUUCUCUCCUUUUGCAUCAUUCUCUUGAUUGGAGUCCUCGUUUUCUCUAUCCGUCUCUUCUCUGUAAGUUCCUCCAAUUCUGUAUAUCCAAACACUCACUAUCUAAUUGCUGUGGAACUGUUUACCUGGUUUGACCUUGACAGCGGGCACAAUUUGGUGUCUGAUAUCAGGAUAUUGAAUUCUUUGAAUAUUCCUUUGUCCCUGGAGACUGUUUGUGUAUUCACUGCACCAAUCUUCUCUGCAUUUGCUUCAUGGGCCACUUACCUUUUUACCAAGGAAGUUAAAGGUGCUGGUGCUGGUCUGACAGCAGCGGCUCUUUUGGCCAUGGUUCCAUCAUACAUUUCUCGAUCAGUGGCUGGCAGCUAUGAUAAUGAAGCUGUAGCUAUAUUUGCUUUAAUAUUCACUUAUUAUCUUUAUAUAAAGACACUGAAUACAGGAUCCCUCUUUUAUGCGACUUUAAAUGCCUUGGCAUACUUCUACAUGGUUUGUUCAUGGGGAGGGUACACCUUCAUAAUUAAUCCUAUUCCAAUGCAUGUGAUUCUCUGCAUUGUGACUGGCCAGUUCUCUUCCCGAUUAUACAUAGCAUAUGCUCCCCUUGUUGCAUCAUGGUGGGACUAUGUUAUCAAACAACUGCUAUGGCAAACCGAACUGUCAUUGUUGACAAAAAUACCUGGAAUAACACACAUAUUGCAACUGUUGGCAGUGCCAUGUCUUCUCCUGAAAAGGCAUCCUGGGAAAUCUUUAACUCCCUGGAUGUAAAAUAUGUUCUAGUAGUCUUUGGAGGCUUUCUUCUCCUUUUGCUUAGAUCGGCACUCUUCUCAAAAUAAUUAAAUUAAUAAUGAAAAAGGCGGAAACAUUUGAAAAGUUCUGAUGAGUUACAUGGCUGAUUAGAUCUUGCUGGCUACCCCAGUGACACAUAAAUAAGUUCCUGUGGAUGGUCCUUAUGGGAUCCCCCACAUCAAGGAGCCUGAUUACCUGAGAGAUGGCCAGUAUCGGAUUGAUACUCAGGCUACGCCAACCAUGCUAAAUUGCCUCAUAUACAAACUCUCUUAUUGCAGGUUUGUGGAAACUGAUGGUAAAGGCUUUGAUAAGAGUUUAGACGAACAGAAAUCGGGAAGAAACAUUUCAAACUUACCCCUUUGAGGAG